AUGGACCGCAAGCUCUUGGUGGUGACAAUCGUGCUGGCCUGCGUGGCGUCAUGCCUCGCGCGGCCCAAGUGGGGCGACGCCCCACGCCACGGGGAGGUCGGGCAGGGCCUCGGGCAGGGCCAGGGGCAGGGCCCCCAGCGAGGCAGUGGAAGCCACGGCCUGACCUGGACCGCCUGGACCAGUGACGACAGCAAGAGCGGCAGCAGCUGGAACAGCGGAAGCAACCACAACAGCAACGACCCCUGGAACAGCGACAGCUCCUACGGCCACACCAACGCCUGGAACAGCGGCAGCAACCAGAACAGCGGCAACCACCAUGGGCAGACCAACGGCAACACCAACGCCUGGAACAGCGGCAGCCACCAUGGGCAGACCAACGCUAACGCCUGGAACAGCGACAGCAACCAGAACAGCGGCAACCACCAAGGCCAGACCAACGCCAACGCCUGGAACAGCGGCAGCCCCUAUGGCCAGAACGGUGGUAGCACCAACGCCUGGAACAGCCACGGCAACCAGAACAGCGGCAGCUCGUUCAGCAAGAACGGUGCCAGCAGCCAGGGCAGCACCAACGCCUGGAACAGCGGCGUGAACCAGGGGCACAACAGCGGCAGCACCUUGGACAGCAGCCGUCACCACUACGACGACCAGGACCAGGUCGACCAGGUCGGCGGGGACAGCACUUGGGACAGCAGCUCAGGAAGCGGGCGCAACAGGUGGUCGGCUCGCAGCCAGCCGGCUAGCCAGGCCCGCCAGGUCGGCGUCGUCGUCGGCCGCAGCACCGGCGGCAGCUCUGCCGCCAGCACCCACGGCCAGGACGCCGACAGCUACGGCCAGGAGAGCCAGUGGCAGUGGAGCGACGGCAGUGCCGGCAGCACAGCCCAGCAACAGCAGCACCCCGCCGGACGCCCCCGACAGGGCGCCGCCGUCGCAUCCCCUCGCCCAGACCGUCACCACGACCAGGAGGACGACUUCUACGGCCGCCGCGAGUACUAA
Molecule: messenger RNA, 993 nt
Organism: Thrips palmi
Lineage: Eukaryota; Metazoa; Arthropoda; Insecta; Thysanoptera; Thripidae
Product: bifunctional endo-1,4-beta-xylanase XylA-like
Exons: 2
Coding region: 1-993 (330 amino acids)
Source: RefSeq, a predicted model, not a curated record